AUGGCGCUGCAAGAGUUUCUUCCCGUCGUCCCGGCGAUCAGUGUGCUAUACAUUUUCUUACUCGCCAUUUGGAACCUUUAUUUCCAUCCUCUACGACACAUCCCUGGCCCCCGGUCAUGGAUUGCCUUCCCCAUAAUGCGCCACAUCUCAGCUAGUCGUGGCAGACUAGACAGCGAUAUGCGCCGAUUCCACGCCCAAUACGGCGGCGCAGUUCGCUUGGCGCCGGCGGAAGUCUCCUUCAUUACCCCGGACGCUUGGAAAACGAUCUACGGGCACGGGCACACCCAACUGCCCAAGGUACAGACCUCGGAGAGUAAGGGGCUGGAUAUUAUCAGUUCAGAAGGCCCCAACCACACCCGACACCGCAAGGCUCUCGCCCAUGCCUUCUCGGCCCGGGGACUCCAGGCACAGGAGCCGCUGGUGAGGGGCUAUGUGGACAAGCUGAUCGAGCGGCUGAAGGAAUUCGCCGAGUCGCAGCUACAAGUGGAUAUGGUGAAAUGGUACAAUCUGACGACCUUCGAUCUCAUCGGGGACCUCGCGUUUGGGGAGUCGUUUGGCGGCCUCGACAAUUCCCGCGUCCACUCCUGGGUCUCGACUAUCUUCAGGUCCGUCAAGGUCCUGCCCUUCGUGCGGAUCACGGAUACAUACCCCAUCUUGAUUCCGCUGCUCAUGGCCCUUCUGCCUAAAAGUCUCCGCACGGCGCGGCGGGACCAGACCAAUUACAGCAAGGAGACAGUGCACAAAAGACUCGCUAACACCGCCGCACAUGGCCGCGGCGACUUUAUGGACUCGAUGCUUCGUCAUCGCGGCGAGAAAGACGGCCUCUCUGACAGGGAACUCGAGGAAAAUGCAUCCAUCCUGAUUAUUGCGGGCAGUGAAACUACUGCCACUUUGCUGUCCGGGGUCACGUACUGGCUCUUGAGGUCCCCCGAGGCCCUGGCCAAGGUGACCGACGAGGUCCGUUCCACCUUCCAAACAGAAGGCGAGAUCACCCUCCAGGACGUCGGGGCUCGUCUGCCGUACAUGCUUGCCUGCCUCGACGAGGCGUUCCGCAUGUACCCCCCUGUGCCCUGUGCACUAGAGCGCCGCGUUUUGACCCCGAUCGUUAUCGCGGGAUACAAUAUACCACCGGGGACAGUUGUUUCCGUACACCAGUCCGCAGCGUACUGUUCGCCGGCGAACUUCCAUCGUCCGCAAGACUACAUCCCCGAGAGAUGGUUACCAGAUGCGAAGAGCAACCCAUCGUCGCCUUAUUUUUCAGAUCAGCGAGACGUCCUGCAGCCGUUCUCGGUAGGGCCGCGCAAUUGCAUUGGGAAGAACCUAGCAUAUGCAGAGAUGCGCCUGAUUCUUGCGCGGGUUCUGUGGAACUUUGACCUGGAGCUUUGCGAGGAAAGUUUGCAUUGGAAGGACCAGAAGUCUUAUCUCUUAUGGGACAAGCCUCCGUUGAUGUGUAAACUCAAGCAGCGAAUUUGA
Messenger RNA from Aspergillus terreus NIH2624, 1473 nucleotides. RefSeq names its product cytochrome P450. The transcript has 2 exons. The record is from RefSeq and is a predicted model, not a curated record. Gene Ontology annotation, molecular function: iron ion binding; oxidoreductase activity, acting on paired donors, with incorporation or reduction of molecular oxygen; monooxygenase activity. Bases 1 to 1473 code for a protein of 490 amino acids. Lineage: Eukaryota; Fungi; Ascomycota; Eurotiomycetes; Eurotiales; Aspergillaceae.